GGCUGGGAUGUGAUUGCAGGAGCACUAUGAUACUGGUAUGGACCUAGCUAGCUAGCUAACUGUAUUAGUUGGUCAGCACUGGGGGGGGGAUUAGCUUGCUCCUAGCAGACGGGGAUUUCUGAAGCCUGAAUCAUGGACAUAGUCAUUACUAUCAACUGGGAGUGGAGCAGAAAUUGUGCAAGAGACGGAUAGGGCAUGUUUCUAAGAAUUGAGCGGUUAUUGCUUCGAGUCAGAGUUCCAAGACACCAUUCUGUUCGGAUAGAUGCAUUCUGAGGACUGUUUUAGGAUCCGUACGCUUGUUCAUCCACAUGUGUUCUUCGCUGAAGUGGCCAGGCGGGGGUAAAACAGGAGACGCUGAGCGAGAAAAAAAGCUCAAUUUGUGGAUACUUUUUUUCCGUUUGACUGGGGUUUCUGAAGUUGAAGAGGACGACACAUACUCGUUGCUAACUAUUUCUUGAACCAGGCUGAAACAUGGGGAACGCAGGGAGUAUGGACCAACAGGCUGAUUUCAGGGGUCAUAACAUGCCUUUGAAACUCCCCAUGCCAGAGCCAGGUGAACUGGAGGAAAGAUUCGCAAUUGUUUUGAGUUGUAUGAACCUCCCUCCAGACAAAGCCAGACUACUGCGUCAGUACGACAAUGAGAAGAAGUGGGAACUCAUCUGUGACCAGGAAAGGUUCCAGGUGAAGAACCCCCCUCACACGUACAUUCAGAAGCUGAGAGGUUAUCUGGACCCAGCCGUCACCAGCAAGAAAUUCAGACGGAGAGUACAAGAGUCCACACAAGUCCUGAGGGAACUGGAAAUUUCAUUACGGACCAAUCACAUCGGGUGGGUGAGAGAGUUCCUGAACGAGGACAACAAAGGUCUGGAUGUUCUGGUGGAAUAUCUUUCUUUUGCACAGUACGCUGUCACGUUUGACGGGGAUGGUGUUGAGAGUAGUACAGACAGCUCAGUGGAAAAGACCAAACCCUGGAGCCGCUCCAUAGAGGACCUCCAUGGAGGAGGACCCCUCCUCACCCCCCCCACCAGUGGCAACAACCUGUCCCGUGUAGGACGCCACUCAACUCUACGUUGUAACACGCUCCCCAGCAGGCGGACGCUGAAGAAUUCCAGGCUGGUGUGUAAGAAGGACGACGUCCACGUCUGCAUCAUGUGCCUCCGAGCCAUCAUGAACUACCAGUAUGGCUUCAACAUGGUCAUGUCGCACCCUCAUGCUGUGAAUGAAAUUGCACUUAGUCUCAACAAUAAGAACCCUAGAACCAAAGCCCUGGUGCUGGAGCUGCUGGCGGCUGUGUGUCUGGUGAGGGGAGGACACGAAAUCAUCCUCUCCGCCUUCGACAACUUUAAGGAGGUGUGCUCUGAGGACCAGAGGUUUGAGAAGCUGAUGGAACACUUCAAGAACGAGGACAACAACAUCGACUUCAUGGUGGCCUGUAUGCAGUUCAUCAACAUCGUGGUCCACUCAGUAGAGGACAUGAACUUCAGAGUCCAUCUGCAGUACAACUUCACCAAGCUGUGUCUUGAUGAGUACCUGGACAAGCUGAAACACACAGAGAGUGACAAGCUGCAGGUUCAGAUCCAGGCCUACCUGGACAACGUGUUUGAUGUUGGCGCUCUGCUGGAGGACGCAGAGACCAAGAAUGCAGCGCUGGAGCGCGUGGAGGAGCUGGAGGAGAAUGUGUCACAUAUGACAGAGAAGCUGCUGGACACGGAGAACGAGGCCAUGGCUAAGAUUGUGGAGUUGGAGAAACAGCUGAUGCAGAGGAACAAUGACCUGGAGAGCAUUAGGGAAGUGUACAAAGACGCCAGCUCGCAGGUGCACACCCUGCGCCGCAUGGUGAAGGAGAAGGACGAGGCCAUCCAGAAGCAGGGCGACCUGGAGAAGAAGAUCCAGGCACUGGAAAUGCAGAAGAACCCAGGAGACGCCCUGGCCUCGCCUCCCUCGGCCCCCACCCUGCUCCCGGGAAGGGAGGGGGGCACAGGCAUGUCCAAUGGCACUGGCAGCGGCCCUGCGGGGCACGACAACGUUGGGGGGGUCCCAGGGGUGCCCUCGCCGCCCCCUCCCCCCCUUGCUGCUGGGUCAGGUAAGCAGAGCUCUCAACCAAUCACAGCGUUACCAAAUGGUCUGACAGCCCCUCCCCCCCCUCCCCCCCCUCCCCCCCCUCCCCCGGGCCCCACCAUCAUGUCUGGCCCCCCGCCCCCCCCCGCGGCCCCCCCCCUGCCAGGCUGCGGCUCUCCCACCGUCAUCUUUAACGCAGGGUUAGCAGCUGUGAAGAUCAAGAAGCCUAUUAAGACCAAGUUCCGGAUGCCCGUCUUCAACUGGGUCGCCCUCAAACCCAACCAGAUUAACGGUACCGUGUUCAACGAGAUCGACGAUGAGAGGAUCCUGGAAGAUCUGAAUGUGGAUGAGUUUGAGGAGAUGUUUAAGACAAAAGCCCAGGGCCCAGCCGUCGACGUGACCGCCAGCAAGACUAAGGUGAUCCAGAAGGUCCCUCACAAGGUGUCGCUGCUCGACUCCAACCGAGCCAAGAACCUGGCCAUCACCCUGCGCAAGGUGGGCAAGCCCCCCGAAGACAUCUGCAAGGCCAUCCAGCUGUUCGACCUGCGCACACUGCCGGUGGACUUUGUGGAGUGUCUGAUGCGGUUCCUACCCACGGAGAACGAGGUGAAGAUCAUGCGUCAGUACGAGAAGGAACGCAAGGCUUUGGACGUGCUGACUGACGAGGAUCGCUUCAUGAUGCAGUUCUCCAGGAUCGAGCGGCUCAUGCAGAAGAUGACCAUCAUGGCCUUUGUGGGAAACUUCUGUGAGAGCGUGCAGAUGCUGACCCCGCAACUCCACGCAGUCAUUGCAGCAUCUGUGUCAAUAAAAUCGUCUCAGAAACUGAAGAAGAUUCUGGAAAUCAUCUUGGCUCUAGGAAACUACAUGAACAGCAGUAGAAGAGGAGCAGUGUAUGGCUUCAAGCUGCAGAGUUUAGACCUGCUGUUAGACACAAAGUCGACAGACCGCAAGAUGACCUUGUUGCACUACAUUGCCAAUGUUGUGAAGGACAAAUACCAGCAGGUGUCCCUGUUCUACAACGAGCUGCACUAUGUGGAGAAGGCUGCUGCUGUGUCGCUGGAUAACGUUGUCCUGGACAUACGGGAGCUGCAGAGGGGGAUGGAUCUGAGCAGGAGAGAGUUCAGCAUGCAUGGACACAACACCCUCCUCAGAGACUUCAUCACUCUCAACGAGGCCAAGCUGAAGAAGCUGCAGGACGAAGCCAAGAUUGCACAGGAUGCGUUUGAUGAGGCGGUGAAGUUCUUUGGCGAGAACUCCAAGACCACGCCUCCCUCGGUCUUCUUCCCUGUGUUUGUACGCUUCAUCAAAGCCUACAGGCAAGCGGAGCAGGAUAAUGACCAGAGGAGGAGGCAGGAGCUGCUGGAGCAGGAGGCCAUGAUGGAGCUGGAGGAUCACAAGUCUCCGUCCCAGAAGAACAGGCGUCAGCAGCAGGAGCUCAUAGCAGAGCUGAGGAAGAAGCAGGUGAAGGACAGCCGCCACGUGUACGAGGGGAAGGACGGUGCCAUUGAGGACAUCAUCACAGCCCUAAAGAAGAAUAACAUUACUAAAUUUCCCAAUGUCCACUUGAGGAUCUUCGAAACCAGCCUUACCGCAGAGCUGACGCGGUGAGGAGGAGUGUCCGGAGACGCUUUGAUGACCAGAACCUGCGGCCCGUCAACAAUGCUGAAGUGGUCAUGUGACAAGGAGACAGAGGAUGUGCUGGGUCAUGUGACAAGGAGACAGAGAAUGUGCUGGGGGGAGAGGGAGGUGAUGGGGAGGAGGGGAAGUGAAGAAAGGGGUGAGGGAUGUUUGAAAUGAAAGACAAGUGAGUGAUGAAAGAGAGCCUAGCAGUCAUAGAUUAAGCAUAUGUAUAAACUAAAAAAGAAUACAUAUCUUCUAUGGUACAUAUCUUUCUCCAUGUCUGUGGUCUGAUACUGUGUAAGGAUUAGAGGAAGGAGAGAGAGGAAGAGACAGAGAGGGAGAGAGAGAGGAAGGGGAAGAGAGAAAAAUAUCAGUUCUAGGGAACCUCAGAAAGCCAAGUGCCUGAAAUGAUGUGGUCAGAUGUCUUCCGUUUGUUGUAUUUUGUGGUUGUUUUUUUGUUACUUCGAGCAAUACAACUUGACAAGGCUUUAAUAUAGAAUAUUUCCCUCUGUGUUUAACUAAACACAAAUGUCUGUAGUAAGGACCAUCAGAGAAAUGCAUUGUGGGAAAUGUGUUGAAUGUACGGAACAUUAGGUUCCAUUGCUGUUGACUGAAUAUGAAAUUCCAUAGUAUCUCACAACAUUCCGGUGCUAUCACCAUUCUAAUUGGAAUACACAAUGUGCAUCAAUAGCACUUUAUACCCAUCACCUGUUCAAUGUUUUACUCAAGGGCUACUGACCUUUUUAAAGAGGACACGAUUUGUCUUGGAUAAAGUGAUUCAAAAAGUAUUUUUUCAUUAAUGAAACUACAGUGUUACUACCCCAGUUAAGAGGAAGCAUUGGAGAUACUGUUUUUGAGUGGCGCAAGGACGUAGACACCAGGCUAAUGUGAAGCGUAGCUAGCUAACCAUCCAUACUACCUAUUCAACAACACUGCUUGCUCAUGCAGAUUUCCAAGUGCCACACACAGGUCUGCCUAGUGGGGUCAAGCUCAGAGAAGGAAAGGUUCUCUGAUUAGGGUGAGAGGUUAGCUUAAAGGUUCUCUGAUUAGGGUGAGAGGUUAGCUUAAAGGUUCUCUGGGAGUGUUGCUGGACUGUGCGAAAGGCACUUUGGGAUAGUUAGGGAACUUGCUUUGAAAACUGGAUUCCUUUUUACUAUUUUAAAUGCUAGUGGCAUCUACUCACUUGUAAGUUUUAAUGUAUAGUAUUUAACCACUGAACUGUUUUCUGUCAGUUACUUGUGUCCCACUUGUCCCGAGAGACUGUUUUUGUUUUUGAUGUUUUUCAUAUCAAAACCAUGGUGAACAAACAGCACAAAGUUUUCUAAAUGUACAGAUAUUUUGCUACCAUCAAAAAAAACAAGGUUCCAUUUUUUUACUUCUCAUUUAACACAUUUAAUAAUGUACAUAUUGUUUAAACAAUGUUUGCAGCACCCUGUUUUAUACAAUCUGAACGUUGUUUUAACUUAGUUUUUAUUUUUCAUUUUGUAUAUUUAACUAAGCUAAAACCAGAGAUGGCUGCCUACCAUUAACUAGUAAACCAGAGAAUGGCUGGUUAGGGUUAGGUGGCUGCCUACCAUUAACUAGUUCUAGUGUCCAAGACCCUGGCAACACGCUGGAGGCUUUUUUCCCCAGAUAUGUCAAAUAUGUAAUUAUCUGAGUUAGCCAGCUAACAUGAUAUAUUUUUAUUUACAUCAUGAUAUAUGUUCAUAUAACUGUCAAGUAAAACAUUGUCCUCCAAGAAUUGAUACUCUAUCAACCCCUGAAUUAUAAGGAAUUGACCCCUGAAUUGAAGUAAAAGCUUUGUGAAAGUUAAGUUA
This is a messenger RNA of Osmerus eperlanus (European smelt), 5495 nucleotides long. It is a transcript of the gene fmnl2a, whose product is annotated as formin-like 2a. NCBI's taxonomy places the organism in Eukaryota, Metazoa, Chordata, Actinopteri, Osmeriformes, Osmeridae. Gene Ontology annotation, biological process: cell migration; cortical actin cytoskeleton organization; regulation of cell shape. Bases 472 to 3666 code for a protein of 1064 amino acids. Gene Ontology annotation, molecular function: actin filament binding; small GTPase binding. The record is from RefSeq and is a predicted model, not a curated record. Gene Ontology annotation, cellular component: cytosol. The transcript has 28 exons.